UCCAAUUGUUGUACACCUCACCAUGAAGCUUCUCUCGUCGUCGCUCGCCGUGCUCGCCUCGUCCGCCGUGCUCACCGACGCCCACGGCCGCCUCCUCACGCCGCCCCACCGUGGCUGGAUCGGGCGUCUCCCCGAUUUCAAGCACGUGCCCAUCGACUACGACGACAACGGUUUGAGCGCCGGCGGCGUCGGUGUGACGAGUAAAGGACCCCAUGGCACGUGCGGCGACCUCUACUCGAGCGCGACGCCCCGUGCGCACGAGAAUGGCGGCAAAUACGGCUUGUUUCCGACGUAUGGCGCCAAGGCCAUUGGCGGCUGCUACGCACCUGGCGCGACAAUGAAGCUCGAGGUCCAAAUCACGGCCAACCACAAGGGGUACUUUACGUUUGGCCUUUGCAAGCUCGACAAGCCAUCGGACGUGGAGACGGAAGGCUGCUUCCAGCCGCUUGCGCAGCCCAAUGGCCAAGACAAGUGGCCCCUACCGCCCGGCAACGACGUGUUCAAGAUGCAGUACAACCUGCCGCGGAACGUCACGUGCGACGGCGACGCCCACUGCGUCCUGCGCUGGUGGUACAUGGGCGGCAACAACUGGGGCGCCGCGGCCCAAGAGCAGUUUUGGAACUGCGCCGACAUUUACAUCAGCCACACGUGUGGCAAAAGCCCCACCAUCUCUUUUCGCGAUUAGCGGUUCGAGCCGUGGUUCAACCGCCUCCAAGUCAUUUGAGCGAGCGAAUGUGGAUGACACACGUUGUUUCUCGUUUCCGUUGCGACGAUGCACCGAGUUUUGAAACCUAGUAUAAGGUAACACAGAGGUUUUUCUCAAGGCGUUCCUUGCCAGCAAAUGC
This is a messenger RNA of Saprolegnia parasitica CBS 223.65, 845 nucleotides long. RefSeq lists its product as hypothetical. The coding region runs from base 23 to 685 and encodes 220 amino acids. The transcript has a single exon. Lineage: Eukaryota; Oomycota; Saprolegniomycetes; Saprolegniales; Saprolegniaceae. The record is from RefSeq and is a predicted model, not a curated record.